Linnemannia hyalina is the source of this 825-nucleotide messenger RNA. The record is from the annotation of a GenBank genome assembly. Lineage: Eukaryota; Fungi; Mortierellomycota; Mortierellomycetes; Mortierellales; Mortierellaceae.
AUGUCCUUCUCGACCUCACAGCCAAUUGUCUAUGCGCAAGACCACAGCCAUGCUGUCCUUCAGACCCACAGCUGGCGCACCGUCGCCAACUCGGCUACCUACCUGCGCCCUUACAUCCAGUCCCACAUGUCCAUCCUAGACGUCGGUUGUGGCCCUGGCAGCAUCACGGUCGACCUGGCCAAACUGGUGCCCCAGGGUCGUGUGGUCGGGAUCGAAUAUACAUCGGACCCUCUGAAGGACGCACGUACCUUUGCCCAACAGCAGGGUGUCACCAAUGCCGAGUUUCAAGUCGGCGAUAUCCACAAACUCGAUUUCCCGGACAACACGUUUGACAUUGUCCAUGCGCAUCAAGUGUUGCAACAUGUGGCCGACCCGGUUCAGGCACUGCGUGAGAUGAAGCGCGUCUGCAAAAAGGAUGGUGGCAUUAUGGCCGUUCGCGAGUCGGCCAAGAUGUUGUGGUACCCCGAGUCGCAAGGUCUGGAGCACUUUUGGGAGGUCGCGACACACAUGGGUCGUCUCAAGGGCAGCAACCCGCACCCGGGCCAUCACCUUCAUGUUUGGGCACAGGAGGCUGGUUUUAUGCGAUCUCAGAUUACCUGCAGCUCGGGCGCGUGGUGCUUCGCCUCUCCAGAGGAGCGCGCGUAUUGGGGUGGGUCAAUGGAGGAGCGCACGUUGUCGUCGGUCUUUGCCGCCAAUGCGACGGAGUUGAACCUGGCGACCCAAGAGGAGCUGAAGGCGAUGGCCAAGGCGUGGAGGACCUGGAUUGAAGAUGACAAUGGUUGGUUCUCGGUGCUUCAUGGCGAGAUCAUCUGCCGCAAGGAGUAG